Molecule: messenger RNA, 3217 nt
Organism: Aethina tumida (small hive beetle)
Lineage: Eukaryota; Metazoa; Arthropoda; Insecta; Coleoptera; Nitidulidae
Product: E3 ubiquitin-protein ligase SIAH1A
Exons: 5
Coding region: 202-1071 (289 amino acids)
Biological process (GO): multicellular organism development; proteasome-mediated ubiquitin-dependent protein catabolic process
Cellular component (GO): cytoplasm
Molecular function (GO): ubiquitin conjugating enzyme binding; ubiquitin protein ligase activity; zinc ion binding
Source: RefSeq, a predicted model, not a curated record
UAUAGUAUAAGUGUACAAAAAACUUGUGAUAUUAGGUGAUACAAGACAUUAUUAGUAUUUUAGGAAAGUGUGGAGCAGUAUGCUUUUAAGACCCAACAUCCGCAGGCGAAAAAUCAAAUUUCGUACUGACGGCAUAAUGUUAUAAUUGGAACUAAUCAUUAGCAUAUCUGAUCAUCAUUAUAUAAACAAACAUUGGGUAUCAUGGCUCAGGUAGGAGGCCAAAAGAGAAGGGGUAUUAGCGGUGGCGAGCCAUCAGCUUCGACAAGUUCCAGCACGCAGCUAUCGGCCAUUGGAACGGCGCCGGGCACGCUGACCGAUGAAUUGGCCGCCCUGUUUGAAUGUCCCGUUUGUUUCGAGAUCGUGCUUCCACCUAUCAUGCAGUGUCAGGUCGGCCAUCUGGUUUGUGCCAGCUGCAGGCCCAAGCUGUCCUGCUGUCCGACUUGCAGAGGAACCUUAGGUAAUAUCAGAAACCUAGCAAUGGAGAAGGUGGCAAACAACUUGAUGUUCCCUUGCAAACACAAGUCGACUGGUUGCCGAAUGUCUUUGGGGCUAAACGAAAAGGCCGAACACGAAGAGAUAUGCGAGUUCCGACCUUACAGUUGUCCAUGUCCUGGAGCUUCCUGCUCGUGGCAGGGUCAACUGGACAAGGUAAUGGUACACUUACAACACGCCCACAAAAACAUCACGACCUUAAACGGAGAGGACAUUGUGUUUCUAGCAACGGAAAUUAAUUUGGCUGGGGCGGUUGAUUGGGUAAUGAUGCAGAGCUGCUUUGGACAUCAUUUCAUGUUGGUGCUAGAAAAACAAGAGAAGAGUGACGGACAUACACAGUUCUUCGCCAUUGUACAGUUAAUAGGAUCUAGAAAACAAGCUGAACACUUUGCGUAUAGGUUAGAGUUAAAUGGAAAUAGAAGGCGCCUUAUUUGGGAAGCCAUGCCUAGAUCAAGCCACGAGGGCGUAGCUUCAGCAAUCAUGGGUUCAGACUGCUUGGUGUUCGAUAAUUCCAUUGCCCAGCACUUUGCCGACAACGGGAAUUUAGGUAUCAAUGUUACCAUUUCGUUAGUUUGCUAGGUACACGACGUGUCCUUAAGUCAUUAAAUAGCUUACAGAAUAAUUAUGGAUAACAAACAUAUUUUUUUGGUUCUUCUUACCAGUAGGACUGGUUAAAAAAGAGUUUGUAUUUUCACCAGAAGUGCUGGCCACAUAAACACAAUUGCGAGUUUUACUUAACGUUGUUAAGAAGAACAGAAUUGUUUUUUUUUUUUGUUUAAAAAGUACUGAAGUUUUAGCUGUCUAUGUUGUUUAGUUUAAAUGUUAUAAUUAUAGAAUAUGAAAUUAACGCGGUCGAUGCUGGGUUUGUUUUGUCGUUUAUUUUCAUUUACUAUAUGCUACUAAAAUUCACAGGGUAUUCAAAUUAACAGACAUAAACUUUAAAUUCAUUUUAUUAGAGGCUAAGUUUGUAAAUAUAUUCGUCCAAUUUAAGUUUAUGUUUUUAUUUAUUUGAAAACCCUGAACUAUGUCGUCCAUGGGGUCACUUCACCUUGCCCUACAUGCUUAAACAAUGCCUUUUACAAAUGACGAGAUCACCGAAGUGUCAGUUGAAAAAUAUUGUAUGUUGUAUAUAAAAAAUAAUCUGACUUUUCAUAUCAUCCGUUUUAUAAUUUGAUAUUUUAUAAUAAUUUUAUUUGUUUUUUUGUAUAAUUUGUUGUUAAGUAUUAUGCCACAUAUUUAUUAUUGGGCCAUGACUACAUUCUGUAUGGAUAAACUUUUGGUAAAGAAAUUGUGUUCAUUAUUUUAUUUAUUUAGUACAAAUUUAGAAGUAAGACUUUCAAAAAGUCGGCUAAAUUUCAGAGGCUAUGAAAAAACUGAGAAUUUCAUGUCUCUUACUUUAAGUGGGCAUAUUUAUUAUAACGUAAUUAUUUUAUAAAACUGAUAUAUUUUCAUAAUUUCAACUAAAUAAUCAAUUGUUAAACAUUACAUUUGUGUGUUUUAACGAAUCAUAGAUUUAAAUAUAUACAUACUAUUUUUACAUUUACAGUCAAAUAUUUCAGUAUAUCUCAGUAUUGUCUCCAUUUUAUACAUUAGACCUUGUUAGUUGUUACAUUAAUUAUUUGAAUUUUAUAGUGUCGAAAUUUCCUUGAGUACUACACUUGUGUAUCGUGCAUUUACCUCAAAUAGACCUCAACAAUUUGUUGUGUGAUGUUCCACAAUGGUUAAAAUAAAAGUAACUAUUAAGAGAAACUGAUGAAUGAAUUUAUUGACUAGUUAAACAAUUACAAAACUAAUAAUUAUCUUCGUUGUACGAAAAUAAUUUUCUGUAAACUCUGAUUUAAUUUGUAAAACCUCUCUUUACUGUUUUUGCGGUGUCAAAAAAUAACAGUGAUACAAAACGACAUUGAAAUCGAAAUUAGAACAAAAACUCCUUAAUCCGUUCUUUAAACGAAUUUUUAUGAGACAUGAUAUUCUUGGUUUGAGGACACACACAGGAUAUUAUACAACCAGGGUCAAUUUGUAUUUAUCAUAAAUAUUUAUUAGAUAGAGUGCUUUAACAAAAAACACCCUGUAUAAAGAAAGGAGUUUGGUUUGAAUCACAAAAUUAAAUGCAUGACAAUAGAUUUUGUAAUAUGAUACACAAAAUAGUUUCUUCCCAAUAAGGCAUUAACUAACACUUGUGAUAUAUGAGUACAGUUAAUCAUAAAUAUAAUCUAAAAAUAAAAGUGUGAGAGGUUGAAUCUUUUUACUACUCACUAUUCUAGAUGAUUUUCAAACACUGCUUCGUUGAAAGAUUGAAAUUGAAACUUGGUAACCAAAAUGUGUUUUAUAGAGUGACAAAUAGUAGAAGAUAACUAGUUUAGUUUUCUUUUAAGUUUCUGUAUCCAAACAAUUCAUAACAAAAUGAACCUCGCGUAUACAUUAACGUAUAAAUAUGUCUAUGUUUUAUUUCUAAGACUAAGUGCAGAAGACACAUGUUUGAAAACCACCUGGUUCGUUUCCAAUUUUUAUCAUUAGUCUAAGCCAUAAAUGUAAAAGAAAUCGUCAUUCUUAGUUUUAAUUUGAGAUAAAUAUAUUUUUAUGGAUACUUAGUUUUGACGAUUUCGUUUUAUGCUUGUGGAUGUUAUUAUUUAGCCGUUUUUUUUCUUAUAUUUUAAAUGUAUGUUUGAUAAAUUUAUUGCUUAAGGAAAUGUAAUUUGCAAUAAAAUUCAUUUAAUGUUUAUAA